Bubalus bubalis (water buffalo) is the source of this 339-nucleotide messenger RNA. Its product is annotated as glutaredoxin-1-like. NCBI's taxonomy places the organism in Eukaryota, Metazoa, Chordata, Mammalia, Artiodactyla, Bovidae. The coding region runs from base 1 to 339 and encodes 112 amino acids. The record is from RefSeq and is a predicted model, not a curated record. The transcript has a single exon.
AUGGCUCAAGCAUUCAUGAACAGCAAGAUCCAGUCUGGGAAGGUGGUCGUGUUCAUCAAGCCCACCUGCCCCUACUGCAGAAGGACUCAGGAGCUCCUCAGUCAACUGCCCUUCAAACAAGGGCUUUUGGAAUUUGUCCGUAUCCAAAUCUUGUAUCUCAUUGGUGCCAUCGGUGACACCAGUGAGAUACAAGAUUACUUGCAACAGCUCACAGGAGCCAGAACGGUACCUCGGGUCUUCAUCCGUAAGGAGUGCAUAGGUGGAUGCACUGAUCUAGUAAAUAUUCAUGAGCGAGGGGAACUGUUGACACGGAUAAAGCAAAUUGGAGCUCUGCAAUAA